This is a messenger RNA of Episyrphus balteatus (marmalade hoverfly), 2203 nucleotides long. It is a transcript of the gene dpn, whose product is annotated as protein deadpan. Gene Ontology annotation, biological process: regulation of neurogenesis; regulation of transcription by RNA polymerase II; anterior/posterior pattern specification. Gene Ontology annotation, cellular component: nucleus. The record is from RefSeq and is a predicted model, not a curated record. The coding region runs from base 633 to 1898 and encodes 421 amino acids. Gene Ontology annotation, molecular function: DNA-binding transcription factor activity, RNA polymerase II-specific; protein dimerization activity; RNA polymerase II cis-regulatory region sequence-specific DNA binding. Lineage: Eukaryota; Metazoa; Arthropoda; Insecta; Diptera; Syrphidae. The transcript has 3 exons.
AGCGCUGUCACACUCUAACUUGUCUAUAGGGGUUGAUCAACGUAUCGCAUAGCUAUGCUGAACACAAUCAUUUGAACAACCCUUAUACAUUUUUCAAAAUUUGAAUUCAUUAAUCCAUCCAACCUCCCUGGUCUUACCUAAAAAGAUAAAACGGAGUUCAAACGAUCCUGAGAAAAUGAAUAUGUAGGUACCUACCUACCUAAAGAAAAGAAAGAAAAGCAUCCUUGAACUCAGAACAUGAAUUUGAAGUUGCAUCAGCAUGAAAAAAAAGAACACUAAGUGGAGUGUUUUAUUGUGAACCUCGUUUAGUUCGAUAUCAGGAAAAAGUCUUGUGAUCAGUAACGUUUUGGACGCUCAUGUGAAUGGAUCACUCGGGACGAUGUUAUUAAAACAUAAAAAAAUGUAUCGGGGUUAUUUCUAUUAAAAUGUUAUUGUUUUCGGGAUUUUUUUGUAAAUUUUUUUCUUAUUAUAAUUAAAAAUGUUCUCAUUUAUUUGAUACACAGUUAAUUUUUGUAUUUAAGUUAUCAAGUGUUUGUUACUUAAUAAUUUUGAUAGAUUAAUAAAAAUAUUAAAUAAAAAACUAACAAUAUUUGGAUAUCAAUUUUUAUCAUUUGUUCUGGAUAUACAUAUAAAUGACAAUGGAUUACAAUAUAAAUUCAAAUUCUGAUGAUGAUUUCGAAGGAAGUUGCAAUAGCUAUACGAAUGACAACCAAAUAAACCAAAACCAAAUGAGAAAUCCUAAUGGAAUGUCUAAGGCAGAAUUAAGAAGGAGCAAUAAACCAAUAAUGGAAAAACGAAGACGUGCUAGAAUUAAUCAUUGUUUGAAUGAACUGAAAUCCUUGAUAUUGGAAGCAAUGAAAAAAGACCCUGCACGUCAUACCAAACUUGAAAAAGCCGAUAUCCUUGAGAUGACAGUGAAACAUCUGCAAUCAAUGCAAAGACGACAACUUUCAAUGGCCAUUCAAACCGAUCCCACUGUCAUUCACAAAUUUAAAACAGGAUUUGUAGAAUGCGCUGAUGAGGUUAAACGUUAUAUCAGUAUGCUGGAUGGAGUUGAUACUGGAACACGCCAACGUUUAUCAAACUACUUGAAUAACUGUGCAAAUAGCUUAGAACAAAUUGGAUCGUUUACCAGUUUUUCAAACAGUUUUCGAUCACAAACAACUCAAGACUGUGUUAAUCCUCCAGUUAUUCCAACUCAAAUACCUUUUGUAGCUGCGCAUGACACAAACAAUAACAACGGACAUGUUCAAAUGACGGGAGUUAGUCUCGUCCCAUCUUUACUACCAUCUGGAGAAUUCGCUCUUAUAAUGCCAAAUACAAAUAUCAAAUCAUCGAUUGACAAUGAUCCAUCAUCGUUUUGUAUACCAAAUAAAUCAUCAACAAAUAUUGAUAUUAUGAGCAACUUUCCACGAGUGAGCGCAUUUAGUAAGCCUUAUAGUAGAACCACAUUUUCAAAGCGAAGCAGUUACGAUAUCAAUGUUUCUGUUCAACCAUCAGCAACCACAACUAGUCCUCCUCUAAGUCCGAAUUCAUCGAUUUCUAGUCACGAAGACGAUUCAGUAAUGCAUACUAGUUCUGACUUUGCAUCGCGUUCCAUAACCCCACCACUAGAUGGGAGUGGAAGUAGUUUUUCUGGAGAAUUCACAACUCCUUCCAGUUCUGAGUCCUAUAAAGUAUUUCCUCGCACUGUAGGUGUACUCCAACAGUCUCAUGUUACAUCGAGCAGUGAGGGAACGUUUUCUUCAAAACGUUUAUAUCCAUAUUUUACGGCAUGUAGUCCCGAGGAACCAUCGAUGAAAAAAUUCAAAAAGGAAAAAUUGGAUCAUAGCGAUAGCAAUGACCAUCAUAAGAAAGACGUUGAAGAAGCUUCGGAAAAUAUGUGGAGACCCUGGUAGUAUUACUUUCCAUAUAUAUAUGUAUCUAUCUAUGCAUAUUUUUAAAAUAAUGUACAAAUAAUUUUAAGUUUGUUUGAAUUUUGUUUUCGAUAUUUGCAGGCGUAUUUCGUUGAAUUUGAAACAAUGUUGUCUUGUGUGCUGUUCUUAUUUUAGAUUUUAAUUUUUGUAUCUUUUGAAAAAUUUAAUCAAUUGUGUUUAUUAUUUUUUUUAGAAAUUAUAUUUUAUCUGUGAUUUUUUGUGUACAUUCUAAAUUUCUUAUCCAUAAAAAAUCAGCACAAGGCGCAUGAAUUAUGAAUAUUUUUUGA